AUGAAGAUCUACCUUGUCGUUCUUGGCCUGCUGCUUCUGCUUAAAAAUGAAGUUUCCCCGCUGACCUGCUUCACCUGUGAAAACCAGUCCAGCAACCUGCGGUGCCUCCGUUUCAGAGAGUGCAGCGAGGAAGAAGGGUUCUGCGUGACCGCCGUGGCCUCGUAUAAAUUUGGUGUGAUGACUGUCAAAAAGAGAAUCACCAAGAGAUGCUCAGCCUUUUGCCCAGAUCUUCAGAUGGUGUUGGGCUUUGCUUCAUUUGGGAGCUCUUGCUGCCAGCAAUCCUGGUGUAAUAUUUGGGGAUCUCUAGGGGAGAGGAAUGCCACUCAAUGA
Molecule: messenger RNA, 330 nt
Organism: Thamnophis elegans (Western terrestrial garter snake)
Lineage: Eukaryota; Metazoa; Chordata; Lepidosauria; Squamata; Natricidae
Product: lymphocyte antigen 6E-like
Exons: 3
Coding region: 1-330 (109 amino acids)
Molecular function (GO): acetylcholine receptor inhibitor activity
Source: RefSeq, a predicted model, not a curated record